AUGUCUUUUUCCUCAAAUUCACCCCCAUUGCCCGAUUGUAAGGGUCCAAAGCUCUGUGAGUUUCCUGCCAGCAUCGAAGGCAUCAAAUUCUUGCGCACGCUAUCCUCCGAGACAAACCACGGCGACGGCGAUGUGCCUCACAGCAGGGUCUUCCUUGUUGCGUUAGGAGAUCAAAGAUAUGCCUUGAAAGUUUUCAACUUUUUCAGCUUGGAGGAACUUCGUCCUUUUAUCCCUGGCGGCGAUCAUCUCUUGGAAAAUCGCGACAAAAUGAUACAGGACCAGCUAGAUCCAUUCUAUGCCGAGUGUCGCGCGUUUGGGAGGCUCGUCCAAAAAGAAAAGGACGAUGAACUUGCAGUUCGGUGCUAUGGAUACAAACUGCUACCGGCGGCUGUAGAACGUCAAAUUAACAAACAAUUCAAAAUCAAAGACUGGAACCGAGGAAAGGGCCACGAGAGGCAGCCUUUGAGGGCAAUCGUCAAAGCCUAUAUUCGAUUUCGCACUCCGUUUGCUAGAAGGAAGUUCCCUCUUAUGAGAGAAAAGAUCAAAGAGCUGAACGCCCUAGGUAUCUAUAACAUGGAUAUACGGGAAGACAAUUAUUUGGGCGGGCGCCUCUUUGAUUUCAGCAUCGCGAUCACGGCACCCCAUCUAAGUCUUUGGACAAAGCUGCGGUUUGAAGAUCAGAUAUUGGCUGACAUCAACUACGAUUUGGAAUGUUUUGAUUAUAUGGUUGGCGAGAAGGAAAAGGAAAAUGCCAAAAUGGUAAAGCAUCCGCGGUCUAGGUAUAAUUUGAGGCCGCGGUCCGCGCGGGAGCCGCAUGGCUGA
Molecule: messenger RNA, 822 nt
Organism: Pestalotiopsis fici W106-1
Lineage: Eukaryota; Fungi; Ascomycota; Sordariomycetes; Amphisphaeriales; Sporocadaceae
Exons: 2
Coding region: 1-822 (273 amino acids)
Source: RefSeq, a predicted model, not a curated record